AGGAUUUUGUGGGAUCCGAACAGUCAUUCGUCAUUUGAUUCGGAAAAAGUAUUUUUAUAAGAUCAGUUUCGUGCUCUUGGUCGUUGUUGUGUACGAUAUACAUGUAAUAUCAAAUAGUCCGCAAACAUGGAAGACAAUUGGCUAUGUUUCAUUCAUCUUGGAGAAAUCUCUGACUGUUAUACUUAUGUUUCUUGCAAACUUCUCACCAAGGUAAUGACUGCUCGAUAACGAUAAUUGCUUUGGCUUGCAUGCAUAAAUCUUAUUUAUUUUCCCUUCUCUCACGAUUGAUUUCAUCUAAUUAAAGUCUAAUGAGUUCGUACUACUCACUGGGUCAAUUGUAAUUAAUUCGACUGAUAAGUUUUUUAUUAACUGCAAUGCAACCUACAUUGCGAUUAUAUCCAUUCGCCGAAUGCCCUAAAAUUAAUAUGUAUUUUGUUAUCUCGACCUGCAUGCUACCUUAAAGUGCCCCUAUGACAUGAAAUUUUUUAUUUUCUUAAAUGAAAGAACUCUUUAAGUUGUAGUGUAACUUAUUUUUCAGUUUCUUGUUUUUGUGAUUUGUUCCCGAGAUAUUUCAAUUUUUUUGAUAUGUAAAUGAGUGUGAACAUGUCCGCUAUUUUAUGACGUCAUGUUGGUUGCAAGCUCAACUUACACUGCUUUUAAAUGUAUUAACUUAAAAAACUGUUGAUAUCAGUUAACGUUUUUCUCCAGUGUUUCAUCACAUUUACCAGUGAGUGAAGUUUGAAAUUAUCAUCUUGGAUGAUAGCAGUGAAAUUCAACCAUUUUGAAGAGCUUGCAACGAACAUGACGUCAUAAAAUAGCGGACAUGUUCACACUCAUUUACAUAUCAAACAAAUUGAGAUAUCUCGGGAACAAAUCACAAAAACAAGAAACUGAAAAAUGAGUUACACUACAACUUAAAGAGUUCUUUCAUUUAAGAAAAUAAAAAAUUUCAUGUCAUAGGCACUUUAAAUAAUCAAAUCUAUAAUUAAUAUUACAUCAAGCAAUUUUAAUUAAUGACCCGGUAAAUGCGACGCCGGUGCAAUGAAUAUAUUCGUUCUGUAUUUAGUGAAAGAAAUCGAACGGGGCAGAAUAACUAUAACAUCUCUAACAAAAAAUAGGGAUCCUUCCAGGACGUUUGGCGCGGUGUAAAAAUCGUCUCGUGCUAUACAGUCUUUGUAAAUUCUGAUUAAAACGUAAAUGUAUCGCUUUUUAUUACAAGCUGAACUCCAUUAGAACGACCUAAAUGUAGGAAUUUAUAUUUCAAUAUUAAAUAAAUAAAAGCUAAUAUCCGAGAGAGUUUCCCCUUGUAAAAAUAGUGAAUUCCAUAUUUGGAAGAUGCAUGUAUAAAUAAAUAAAAUGAAAGAGCUGCACUGACUUCCCGUCAGUCAACGUAUCAUUUACAAGAUACUUCUCAUCACUUACAAGGCUGUAACUAUGGUCUUGCACAAAAUUACAUUGGGCACAUGCUACAACCGCUCAAAUCAACAAUGAAUCUACGUUCGUCGAUGAAGGGACUUCUAUCAGUACCCCCAUAAAGUUGGUCAACUAUGGUCAAAGAUCAUUUUCAUGUGCAGCGCCAAAACUAUAGAAUGAACUUCGUCGCCAUAGCGAAUCAAUAUCUACUUGUUUAAAACAAAAUUAAAGACAUAUUCAAAAAUUUCUAUAAGUAACUUACACUAGUCUCACCAAUUUUAAUUAUUGCUAGUUGUACCUAUCUAACAGAUUUUUUUAUCUAAUUCACUUCUUAUAUUGACAUUUAUAUAUAAUAUAAUGGUAAAUACACUAAAUUUCUAAGUUGAUUGAUGUAAAUGUCCUAGGUUUUUAAAUGGAUUGAUGUAAAUGCACCAAAAUAUUAAAUAUUCUAAAUACUGUAAAGCACCAUUGAACUAUAAGAAAUGGCAUCGAAAUAUAUGUUAUUAUUAUAAGAUUUGAUCUUCAAUUUUUUUCUCAGAUUUUGGAAUGGAGGUGAAUCAAGCCUCAAACGUUGGGGUUAUAAAGCAGCUCUAGCAAUGUAUGUCGUUCAAAACUCUGUGGUUGCUUUGCUUGGCUCAACAGUUGCUGCAUAUAAAGUCUUAUCCGUUCCAGAAUCGAAACGAAAGAAGAACGAAUCAGAACCACCUGGAGUAAAAUCUGUUGUUGCUUUAAUGUUGUUGAUAAUUAACAACGGAUUUCGUUAUUUUGUCGCAGAAUUUUUCUUGACAAAGAUUUUUGAUAAAGAGUUGGAUAUAUUGGGAGGGAAGACUUUUGAAUAAAGUAUGGGUGUACAGAUCCUAGAAGGACAGGAAGAUGACGAUCAUGGUAGUGGAUCGCAUAGAAUGAAUGUAACCCCAACACAAGAAUUGGAAGGAACACAGGCUUAAAUAUCCGCAAGCAAAAUCGUUUGCACAGGACAAGUCAGAAUAACAAAGUUAAUUAAACAGGAAACAGUGGAAGGAAAAUUUGCAGUUCCCGAAAAUUUGAC
Paramuricea clavata is the source of this 2461-nucleotide messenger RNA. The record is from the annotation of a GenBank genome assembly. Lineage: Eukaryota; Metazoa; Cnidaria; Anthozoa; Malacalcyonacea; Plexauridae.